Mangifera indica (mango) is the source of this 835-nucleotide messenger RNA. RefSeq lists its product as uncharacterized. The coding region runs from base 135 to 560 and encodes 141 amino acids. The transcript is spliced from 2 exons. The record is from RefSeq and is a predicted model, not a curated record. Lineage: Eukaryota; Viridiplantae; Streptophyta; Magnoliopsida; Sapindales; Anacardiaceae.
CAGUGAACCGGGGGUAACAAACCGGGAAAAAAAAAACAAAUUAAAGACGCGAGGCAGCAUUUCACCGUUUUCUCCGCCGCUUUGUAAAUUGAAAGCAAAAUUGAUCCGCGUUUCAGUUUUCUCUCACAGUCGAAAUGGCUGAAAACGCCGAAAGUGCUUCCAAGAAACACGACUUCCAAAACAUACUCUCACUUUUGCCCAAAAUUGAGCUCAAGCUUCCUUUCUUUAACAAAGAACCGAAACAAGUAGAGCCAGCUGGCGUUAAAAAGAGUCAGAAAACGAGUGUAGAACGUGAAAACGUAAGUGUGAAGCCGAACUUGGUGAGGUUUCCGGACCGUCAGAUGAUUCCGGCAAAGUUGGAGUUCGAGGCUGAAGAGCCGGCCGGAAGGACUUCCAACCCUGUCGUUCUCUGGCAGGUUUAUGCUCUUGGAGGGAUUCUUGUUCUGAGGUGGGUAUGGGCAAGGUGGAAGGAGAGGAAGGAGCGGGCAGGGAAAAAGGAUUCAUCUGAUGACAACAAUGACACUCCAGCUAAUGAUGAUGAUGAUCAUCAUUCAGCAUGAUAUAGUUAUUUACUUGGGUAAAUCGAAAAUACAAUAUUGACAAAAGAUUUUUCUUCGCUAUGUUAACGUGGAAAUUAGUUUAGUUAAUGAACAAUGAAGUCUACCCCCAUGUUUUUUCUUAUUUUUUUCAUCCUUCUUGUACCUAAGAAUAGUUCUGAAAUUGUCACAGGGCUUGGACUUUUUACAUUGCAUUCUUGUUGGCCAAACUGUUAAAUGAACUUGAAUGUGCUAUGGUCCUUGAUAGUUAGAAAUAUUAAACACCCAAUUUAUCAAAA